Sceloporus undulatus (fence lizard) is the source of this 451-nucleotide messenger RNA. Its product is annotated as phospholipase A2 inhibitor PIP-like. The record is from RefSeq and is a predicted model, not a curated record. NCBI's taxonomy places the organism in Eukaryota, Metazoa, Chordata, Lepidosauria, Squamata, Phrynosomatidae. Gene Ontology annotation, molecular function: phospholipase inhibitor activity. The coding region runs from base 66 to 422 and encodes 118 amino acids. Gene Ontology annotation, cellular component: extracellular region. The transcript is spliced from 3 exons.
UGCUUCAUCAGAGAAAGAGAGAGAGGCCUUUUGCAGUAGCCCUCACACCGAACACCUCCUUCAGCAUGGAGACUCUCAUGGGACUUUUCUUCUGGUCUAUGCUUCUCACUACUGGUAGUUCACUGAAGUGUGAGGUCUGUAAAGCUGUUGGUAACAAUUGUACUGGCAAGAUAGUAGAAUGCGCUGCAAAGGAGAAUGCUUGUGGCACUAUGUGGGUUGAUGUCAGGAGAGACGAGGACACUGUCAGCACCAUCUCAAAGGGCUGCAUGUCAAAGAAGAUCUGCAAAUUCUUGAGAAUCACCAUAGGGAUACCCUACGGGAGAAAAACCCUUAAAAACAUUCAGUGCUCCAUGGCACCUCCAUCAACUGCCUCCCUACCUUUGGCUCUCUCUGGGUUCCUACUGAAGAAGAUCCUCCUUUAAUAAGCUUCUUCCACUGGCUCAGCACCAAA